This is a messenger RNA of Xylaria bambusicola, 5876 nucleotides long. Its product is annotated as guanine nucleotide exchange factor. Gene Ontology annotation, biological process: regulation of ARF protein signal transduction. Lineage: Eukaryota; Fungi; Ascomycota; Sordariomycetes; Xylariales; Xylariaceae. Bases 137 to 5731 code for a protein of 1864 amino acids. The transcript is spliced from 2 exons. Gene Ontology annotation, molecular function: guanyl-nucleotide exchange factor activity. The record is from RefSeq and is a predicted model, not a curated record.
GCAGCCCCGACGACGUCCACCACAUCCACCACAUGCGAUCCGUACUCCAUCCAUAGGCUUCUGCGAGUCGUAGUGACCUCGAACCAUCGAGUUGACCGCGCAUGGCACGCGCCCCGUGCCUUGCUUCUCGACUGCCAUGGGCUCCAUCGCCUUCGUUGUCUCUUCUCUGGAGACCAUAGCCGCCUCCAAGGAGGCCCAGCGAAACAAACAGCUCGCCGACCUUGCCGGCAAGGCUCUUCAGGCCAUCAAAGAAGGCGGCGAACAACCUCCCGAACCCGACGUCGUCUUUGCCCCCUUACAACUCGCCACCAAGACAGGCAGCCCCCAGUUGAUCAAUACUGCUCUCGAUUCCAUCCAAAAGCUCGUGUCUUCCUCUUACCUCUCCAGCCAUGUCGCCCCCGGCGCAUCAUCAGAAGUCGGAGCGGAUGGAGCCGAGCAGGCCCCAAUGCUCGACCGCGCCAUCGAUACGAUAUGCGACUGCUUCCAGGGAGAGACAACACCCGUCGAGGUGCAGCGCCAUAUCGUACAGGCCCUGCUCGCCGCUGUUCUGAACGAUAAGAUGGUCGUACACGGCGCUGGCCUGCUCAAGGCCGUGCGCCAGGUCUACAACGUCUUCCUGCUAUCGCGGAGCACAGAGAAUCAGCAAGCUGCUCAGGGUACGCUUACUCAGAUGGUCGGCAUGGUUUUUGAGCGGGUCAAGAUAAGACUGCAUAUGAAGGAGGCUCGCUUGAACCUGGGCAAGCUGAAGCACAGUUCUAGCAACGUUACCUUUGACCAGCCCGACACUGUCGCCAAUGAAAAUGGUGUCGACCGUGGCGACAACAUGGAUGGGUCGACGGGGGACAAUAAUGCCGACGAUGAGUCUGAAGUCGGCCCUCCACAAAACAUGAACGAUGGCGGUCCGAGGUUGACGCUUAAGGAUCUAGAGCACAGAAAGAGUUUCGAUGAUUCUAACCUAGGUGAGGUGCCAACAAUGGUGACCCAGGUGAAGACCGCUCGAAAGCCGGCGCGGAGUGUUUCGGAGCAGACGACACAGAGCGAUGCUGCGCCGACUGAAGCUGAGGACACGACAGAGUCUGCCGAUGCCGAGGAUGAGGUGUAUAUCAAAGAUGCUUACCUGGUCUUCCGUUCUUUUUGCAACCUUUCCACGAAAAUCCUCCCCCCUGACCAGCUAUACGAUCAUCGAGGCCAACAUAUGCGCUCCAAGAUGAUAUCACUUCACCUAACCCGUAUCCUUUUAAACAACCACAUUGCCGUCUUUACUUCACCGUUAUGUACCAUCACCAAUAGUAAAAGCAACGAGCCCACCACGUUCCUACAAGCUAUCAAGUUCUACCUUUGUCUCACUAUCACAAGGAAUGGUGCGAGCUCAGUAGACAAGGUUUUCGAGGUCUGCUGCGAGAUCUUUUGGCUAAUGUUGAAAUACAUGCGCGCACCCUUUAAGAAAGAAAUAGAAGUCUUUUUGAAUGAGAUAUACUUAGCCCUUCUCGCCCGGCGGACUGCACCCCUUACUCAGAAGCUUUACUUCGUAAGCAUACUCACCAGAUUCUGCGGAGACCCUCGUGGUUUAGUGGAACUGUACCUUAAUUACGAUUGCGACUCUCAAGUCGACAAUAUCUUUCAGACAGUGAUUGAGGAUCUAUCUAAGCUAGCGAUCACGCCCGUGGCAGUUACCACGAUCCAGGAACAGCAGUAUGAAGAGAAGGGGCUGAGUUCGAAUUUCAACUCGGACUGGCAGCUCAAGGGUAUGCUACCGCCGCCGUUAAAUGUGCGUGAUAUUGUACCUCCUGUCGAACCCGAAUUGGACAUACCCAAAGAGUAUAUGAUAAAGCGAGCAGCGCUAGACUCACUCGUUGAGGCUUUGCGUUCCCUCCUCAACUGGUCCAUGGCUGGUCGUCCAACCGCGAAUGGGGCUACAGGCGAGAGCGAAACCCGAGCCUCCACGGAUGAUGUUCGAGAAUCUAUUGAUCCAUCCAUAGCUGAGAGCAACUCUAGGGAAACGCCUAUUCCGCCCUCAACACCCGUCAUUGAAGACGAUCCGGCACAACUGGAGAAGGAAAAGGCCCGAAAAACUGCUCUUUCUAAUGGUAUCCGGCAAUUCAACUUUAAACCCAAAAGGGGUAUCAAAUUUUUGAUGCAAUCUGGGUUUAUUACGAGUGAACGCCCUGAAGAUAUUGCCAGAUUUCUGCUCUCAGAUGAUCGCUUAGAUAAGGCUCAGAUUGGCGAGUAUCUAGGAGAAGGCGAGACCAAGAACAUUGAGAUCAUGCACGCUUUUGUUGAUACCAUGGACUUCACGAAGCGUCGAUUCGUUGAUGCUCUUCGUCAAUUCCUUCAGUCAUUUCGUUUACCCGGUGAAGCCCAGAAGAUUGACCGUUUCAUGUUAAAGUUCGCGGAUCGCUAUGUGGCUGGUAACCCGAAUGCAUUUGCUAACGCCGAAACUGCUUAUGUACUUGCUUAUUCGGUAAUAUUGCUGAACACAGAUUUACAUAGUAGCAAAAUCGCGAGGCGGAUGACCAAGGAAGACUUUAUUCGGAAUAAUAGGGGUAUCAACGACAAUGCAGACUUGCCACCGGAGUACUUGACAGCCAUCUACGACGAGAUUGCCAGCAAUGAAAUUGUCUUGAAGAGUGAGCGGGAGGCUGCUGCGAUCGCUGGUACUCUACCAUCCCAGCCAACUGGUUUCGCUGCAGGACUAGGGCAGGCUCUUUCCAAUGUCGGCCGAGAUCUUCAACGAGAGGCCUACGUCCAGCAAUCUCAAGAGAUUUCUUUACGAUCCGAACAGCUCUUUAAAAACUUGUUCAAGAGCCAACGGAAAAAUGCAGCUAGGUCAGGUAUCAGGUUCAUUCCGGCAACAUCUUUUAAGCACGUAGAGUCGAUGUUUGCUGUGACAUGGAUGUCGUUCUUCUCGGCCUUUUCCAGUCAGAUGCAAAACGCACAGAAUCUCGAAGUCAAUAAGCUCUGUCUAGAGGGAAUGAAACAAGCUACCAGAAUAGCUUGCCUCUUUGAUCUGGCGACUCCUCGCGAGGCGUUCAUGACUGCUUUGAAAAAUGCUACGAAUCUGAACAAUCCACAGGAAAUUUUGGCUAAGAAUGUCGAGGCCUUGAAAGUGAUUCUAGAUCUUGGGCAGACAGAGGGCAAUAGUCUCAAAGGAUCAUGGAAAGACAUCCUAAUGUGCAUUAGCCAGUUAGACAGACUGCAACUGAUAUCGGGUGGCGUUGAUGAGGGCUCCAUUCCUGACGUUUCAAAAGCCCGCUUCGUACCGGCCGAGAGAACGAACAGCGACCCUCGGAAAUCAGCGACAUUAGCACGACGACGAAAUCGCUCUAACCCAGGCUCAAAGGGGUUUUCAACAAUUAUUGCUCUUGAGAGCAGGUCGGAUGAGGUGAUCAAGGGUAUUGAUCGCAUCUUUAGCAAUACUGCCAAUCUUCACGGCGAGGCUAUCGUUCACUUUGCUAAGGCUCUUACCGAGGUGAGCUGGGACGAAAUCAAAGUGUCUGGUUCCAAUGACUCGCCUCGCACGUAUAGUCUGCAAAAAAUCGUCGAGAUCAGUUACUAUAACAUGACCCGAGUACGGUUCGAGUGGACCAAUAUUUGGGCUGUGCUUGGCGAGCAUUUCAACAAAGUUGGCUGCCAUGUCAAUACUGCUAUUGUCUAUUUUGCGCUUGACUCCCUACGACAACUCUCGAUGCGCUUUAUGGAGAUUGAAGAAUUGCCCGGCUUCAAGUUCCAAAAGGAUUUUUUAAAACCUUUCGAGCACAUCAUGGGGAAUUCGACCAACCUAACCGUCAAGGAUAUGGCUUUGAGAUGCCUAGCUCAGAUGAUUCAAGCACGAGGCGAGAACAUUCGAUCUGGUUGGAGGACUAUGUUCGGGGCCUUCACUGUUGCCGCUCGUGAUCCCAACGAGACGAUUGUUAACCUAGCUUUCGAAAACGUGACGUUGGUGUAUAGAUCACGUUUCGGGGUCGUUAUUUCCCAAGGCGCUUUCACAGACCUGAUUGUAUGCCUGACUGAAUUCUCGAAGAAUAUCCGGUUUCAAAAGAAGAGUUUGCAGGCUAUGGAGACUCUCAAGUCAAUAAUACCACGCAUGCUAAAGACCCCAGAAUGCCCUCUGUCAAAUAAGACCAGAGCUGAAUCUAAAACAUCAGAAGCUUCUUCGAGACAGCAAAGUGGCACAUCAUUAGAAGAAGGGUAUUGGUUACCUAUACUCUUUGCGUUUCACGAUGUCCUGAUGACGGGUGAGGAUCUCGAAGUCCGUUCAAAUGCUCUUAAUUAUUUCUUCGAAGCUCUUCUACGAUAUGGAGGCGACUUUUCCUCAGAUUUCUGGGAUAUUCUCUGGAGACAACAACUCUAUCCUAUCUUCAUGGUUCUCCGUUCAAGGCCAGAAUUAACCAACGCCCUUAACCAUGAAGAGCUAUCAGUAUGGCUUUCUACUACUAUGAUACAGGCCCUUCGCAAUAUGAUUGUGCUUUUCACUCACUACUUCGAUGCGUUGGAAUACAUGCUGGAUCGUUUUUUAGAGCUUCUGGCGCUUUGUAUUUGCCAAGAGAACGACACAAUCGCUCGCAUUGGGAGCAACUGUUUACAGCAAUUAAUUUUACAGAAUGUUGCCAAGUUUACUGAACAACACUGGACAAAGAUCGUCGGGGCAUUCUGCGACUUAUUCGAAAGGACCACAGCAUAUCAGCUUUUCUCAGCUGCCACAAUCAAUGCUCCAGCCUCGCUGUCCUCACCUGGACACAAUGGGUUCAACCUUGAUAUACCAGUUGCACCUGGCACAGAGACAUCGCCAGACGAUAAGUCAUUAGAAGUAAAUGGGAUUGCAGAACCCGGAGAUAGUGUUGAGGGCGGAUCCGCACUGACCAGUGCUCCUCAGACACCGAGCCCUAACGAGGAGAUGCGGCCCCGGGCCGGUUCAGUAGCAUCUACACCUUUGGAAGACUACAAGCCCGCGUCCUCAUUACAGCAACAACCCAUCGUGGUUACAGCUGCCCGGCGACGUUUUUUCAACCGCAUAAUAUCCCGUUGCGUGUUGCAACUGCUCAUGAUCGAGACGGUUAACGAACUGUUCUCCAAUGACGCCGUGUACGCCCAGAUCCCGUCAGCAGAACUGCUCCGUCUGAUGGCUUUGCUGAAGAAAUCGUUCCUGUUCGCCCGGAGGUUCAACGAGGAUAAGGCCCUGCGGAUGAGGCUGUGGCGAGAAGGCUUCAUGCAACAGCCCCCUAAUCUGCUGAAGCAGGAAAGCGGUGCAGCGGCGACAUACAUCCAAAUCCUGUUCCGCAUGUUUGGCGAUACGUCACCAUCACGCGCAGAGAGUCGGCCCGAGGUAGAGAAGGCGCUCAUCCCCUUGUGCAAGGACGUCAUCAAGGGCUACCUCGCGCUCGAAGAGGAGUCUCAGCAGCGAAACAUUGCGGCGUGGCGCCCCGUCGUCGUUGACGUCUUGGAGGGAUACUCGACGUGGCCCGAAGCUGAAUUCGGAAAACAUGUCCGCGCCUUCUAUCCCCUGGUGGUGGAGCUCCUAGGCAAAGAAGUCAGCGCCGAGCUACGGGCUGCACUGCUCAGUGUCCUACGAAGAGUGGGCGAAGUUGGUCUUGGCAUCGAAGGCAUGACUACUACCGCUGCUCAUGGCGGCGGUCGCAGGGAAAGUGUUGUCAGCACCAACACCGCCACUGAAACCCCCACGGAUAAUGGGGAGGAAGAAGGGGAAAUGGGUACAAGAACAAUGAAAGAUUGAGGCCUUGCUUGCUUGUUAUUAUAUGUACAUGGAUGGAUAGAUACUGAUACAGGGAAAAAGAUUAUAUGGUUGUUUGCUUCCUCCCGCUCCGCCACCGAUUGUCUAAAGUUUUUUGUUGGAGAAUUUGAAUUGUGUAUAUUGUAUU